AUGACAUCUUCAUUUCUCGUCUCUAAGCAUUUUAUCAAAGAGCUCGUGUAUGAGGACGAAUUCAAUUUGACAAAGGAGCAAGAGAGAUGUGUCAUUGUAAUGGCUAACUAUUUCGAUGAUUGGAUGGACCCUGUUGGAGCUAUUAUUGCAAGUAAAAGUACAGAGCCCGAUGAAAAUAGUUAUGGCUGUAGAGUUCCAGUUCUGUUGCUCAAAUAUCGUCAUCUUUGGUUCCGACUUUCAGUAGUGGAGGAUGCUCAGUUGACUCCUUUAUUACGUCUGGGAGAUGGAGCUUGUGCUGGAAUAAUUGCUAUGUUUGCAACAUACACGAUGGACAUGGUUCGAGGAAGACUAACUGUACAGACAGACAAAUCUCCCUAUCAGUAUAGCGGAAUGUUUCACGCUUUGUCAAUUGUGCUUUGUGAGGAAGGUUUUCGUGCUCUGUACAAGGGUUGGCUUCCUUCUGUAAUUGGAGUCGUAAGUUCAGGAACUAUUAUAUCUAUGUAA
Messenger RNA from Fraxinus pennsylvanica, 504 nucleotides. Lineage: Eukaryota; Viridiplantae; Streptophyta; Magnoliopsida; Lamiales; Oleaceae. The record is from the annotation of a GenBank genome assembly.